AUGCAGUUCAAGACUCUCUUCGCCGCCUCUCUCCUCGGCCUCGCUGCCGCCGCUCCUACUGAGGAAUGCGCAAGCACAAAGACCGCCCCCGCCAAGUCCGGCAACUCUCCCGCUCCCAAGACCUUCGGCCUCGUCGCCCUGCGCUCCGGCAGCCCUAUUCACUUCACGCACUUCAGCGCUUCUGAGAACGGCUUCUUGCUUGGUCUUCCAGCGGAUAAGCAGAACGCUACCUGCUCUGGCAAGUCUGACGGAUCAGCUGUCUUCCGCCUGAGCGAGGGUGAACUGUACCUCUACAACACUGGCAAGAAGCAGCAGCGCGCUUACACCGAUCGCUCUGGAAUGGGCCAAGGUGUUCUUCAAUAUUCUACCGUUACCAAGAACCCGCUUCCCGAGGCGUUCGAGACCAAGGGCUGGAAGAUCGACAAGUCUGGUAACCUUAACUUUGCCGAUGCUAGCGGCUUCACUGCAUGCCCCAACGGCCCUGAUGGCUCUUGGGCCGUUUGGGUUGCUACAGGUAACUCUCGCCCUGGAUACAGCGAGAAGGAGUGUCUUGGAUUCAACGCACGUGUUUCUGAGAUUGAGCACGCUACUAGCUGCUUUUACUCCGAGUACUCCGGUUAA
Fusarium fujikuroi IMI 58289 is the source of this 621-nucleotide messenger RNA. Its product is annotated as related to cell wall protein PhiA. The record is from RefSeq and is a predicted model, not a curated record. The transcript is spliced from 2 exons. Lineage: Eukaryota; Fungi; Ascomycota; Sordariomycetes; Hypocreales; Nectriaceae. The coding region runs from base 1 to 621 and encodes 206 amino acids.